AUGCUGCGGGCCAGAACUGAGGGGGCAACGGACGAAGCAGGGGCGGGAGAAGGCUUAAGGAAUAACUGGCGGAGCUGGUCUCUGUGGCGAGCUUGGGAGAAUUGGUGGGAGGGCCCAGGUGGAAUUCGGCGGCGCUGGACAUCCUGGUGCUCCGCGUCCUGCUGGUGGGUGCCCUUGCAGAGAGGCCUGUGGCUUCUUGAAUCCGGCCUCUACCUGCUGCUGUCCCUGGGCCUGUGCCAUGCCCUCUUCACCACAGGAUGCCACCUGCUGCGUUCGCUCUGGCCUGUAGUGGCCGCUAUGUGGAAGCAUCUACUGCCGGCCCUGCUGCUCAUGGCUUUGAGUGCACUGCCCGCCCUACUUUUUGCUGCCUCCUUCUUACUGCUCCUCUCCACCCUACUCAGCCUGCUGGGGCUACUGACGGGUAUGGCUCGGCCUGGACCUGUCAUCAGCCUCAAUCCUGGCCUCGACACUGGCCCCAGGUCCAUCUAA
Molecule: messenger RNA, 489 nt
Organism: Dromiciops gliroides (monito del monte)
Lineage: Eukaryota; Metazoa; Chordata; Mammalia; Microbiotheria; Microbiotheriidae
Gene: TMEM239
Product: transmembrane protein 239
Exons: 1
Coding region: 1-489 (162 amino acids)
Source: RefSeq, a predicted model, not a curated record